Messenger RNA from Poecilia latipinna (sailfin molly), 2096 nucleotides. Its product is annotated as prolactin-releasing peptide receptor. Gene Ontology annotation, cellular component: plasma membrane; neuron projection. Bases 250 to 1398 code for a protein of 382 amino acids. The transcript has 4 exons. Lineage: Eukaryota; Metazoa; Chordata; Actinopteri; Cyprinodontiformes; Poeciliidae. Gene Ontology annotation, biological process: G protein-coupled receptor signaling pathway. Gene Ontology annotation, molecular function: neuropeptide Y receptor activity; neuropeptide binding. The record is from RefSeq and is a predicted model, not a curated record.
CCUUUUUCCUCCCCUGUCACUCUCAUUGAGCGCUAAGUGAGAAACACCAUCUUCUUCCCCGACUCGCCACACAACACGGGCUUUUUUUUUUUAGGCUGCGGGAAGAGAGAGCGUUCAGUAAUAAUAUUUUAGAUUUUUCACAACAGGGAUAAAAAGAAAAGAAAGUCAGCGUUUUUGUUUUCGCAAAAAAAAAAGUGAAGAGGCACAAGAGGAAAUCUGUCUGAUUUGUAAAGGUCUACCUGCAAGGACAUGGACGUCUUUAUGAAUAAGGACUUCGGUUUGACUGGAAACGCUACUCAAGAUACAGGAGGACCAGAAGGCAACAAAGGCCAAGGACUCAAUCACAGCAACCCACUGGACAUGUUUGUUGGGAUGGAGCUUCUUCAGCGGUUCAAACCUCUUUUUUUGCCUCUCUACUGCCUUGUGGUGGUUGUGGCCGGUGUUGGAAACUCAUUUUUGUUGGCCUGCAUUUUGGCAGACAAGAAACUCCACAACGCCACCAACUUCUUCAUUGGUAAUUUAGCGGCUGGCGACCUGCUGAUGUGUUUAAGUUGUGUCCCUCUGACUGUGUCUUACGCCUUCGACAGCCAUGGCUGGGCUUUUGGACAACCUCUCUGCCACUUGGUGCCCUUGCUGCAGUGUGCCACGGUGUUUGCCUCAGUGCUUUCACUCACAGCCAUUGCUGUUGAUCGCUACAUUGUUGUAGCUCACCCGGUAAGGAAAAGAAUUUCUGCCUGGGGCUGCGGCGCAGUGACUCUGGGCGUCUGGCUUUUGUCUCUGGCCUUGGCUGCACCUCCGUCUUUUUACACACGCUACCUGGACCUCCGCCCCAGCGGGAUCGACUUGGUGGUGUGUGAGGAAUUCUGGCCCGACAGCGGCAAUCUGCGGUUGUUGUACUCCUGCUUCAUCCUGACGACCUCCUACAUGAUCCCGCUGCUGUCCGUCAGCAUCUCCUACUGCGCCAUCACUGUUAGCCUUAAGCGCUACUCGGUUCCUGGGGAGCCAUCUGGCAGUCAACAGCGCUGGAGUCAAAGAAGAAAAAAGACCUUUACUCUGUUGGUGGCCUCAGUGCUCGCAUUUGCACUGUGCUGGCUGCCUCUGCAGGUGCUGAACCUUUUGCUGGACUUGGACCCAGAGUUCCUCAUCAUUGGGAAACGCUACAUAAACGUCCUGCAAGUUUGCUGCCAUUUAGUGGCUAUGAGCUCGGCGUGUUACAACCCCUUCAUCUACGCCUCCCUGCACAGCAAGGUGCGCAUGCAUCUCAAAGGCUACCUCUGUCCUUGCCGCAGUCGUCGAGGGGAAAUGGUUGAGAGGGCGCCCUCCAGGAGCGGAGUGUUUGAUGCGACUUCAGUAACGGCUCCUGUCAUGCAAAGCCACACGAUUAAUCCCAACAUUUAAAUUGAUGUUCAGAAAUAUGAGAAAAUGCCAAAACACAGGCUCGGUGUUCGUUUAAACCAUUUUCCUCUCAUGGCUUUUCAGCUUUUUUCAUUAACUUCAAGCCGUUCAGUCCUGUUUUGUGUCUCGCUACAGAUACCACAGACAGGCAAUGAUUUAUACCAGGGUGUAUGAUGUCAAGCAUGAUGACGACGUGCAAGACAUCCUUUUGGAUAUCUGUGUUUUUCUUGAAUGGCGAAGCUGGUGGCCUCGACAUUAAGCUGACUGAAGCUUCAGAAAGCUCAGCAGAGGCAUGAACCAGCCCUGAGGCUGGAGAAACGUGCUGAAGACUGAGACUCUGACCAAUGGUUAAAAGACUUCAGAGAGCCGGCUGAACAAUGAAUCCUUCACACCAGAUGUGGAGUACAAGCCAAGAAGAGGAAAAGUGCAAAUGAAGUAUAUUUCUUUUAUUAUACACAUGGCAAAUGUGUGUGUGUUUUUUUCUUUUUUGUUUCUGCCUCGCUUGCCUUAUAACUCACCUUGAUUUAGUGAUGAAAUGUGCAUUAACUGGCUCGUUUUAUUUUGUGGUUUAUAUGGUUGUGCUAUUAUUUUAGAUGAUUUGACUUCACAGUGACAUCUUUUCAAUUUAGAAAUAUUUGUUUUUGUAAAUAGUAUGCAUUUCCAGGUUCCGAGGAAAAUGGGUAGAAACAAACAGAAAAAAA